Molecule: messenger RNA, 3036 nt
Organism: Notolabrus celidotus (New Zealand spotty)
Lineage: Eukaryota; Metazoa; Chordata; Actinopteri; Labriformes; Labridae
Gene: slc8a4b
Product: solute carrier family 8 member 4b
Exons: 16
Coding region: 1-2859 (952 amino acids)
Biological process (GO): sodium ion transmembrane transport; cell communication; calcium ion import across plasma membrane
Cellular component (GO): sarcolemma; axon; postsynapse
Molecular function (GO): calcium:sodium antiporter activity
Source: RefSeq, a predicted model, not a curated record
AUGGUCCCAGCAGCCAUGUCUCUGCCUCCAUCCUCUCUCCCCUCCCUCCACCCCUCAUCCGUCCUCUUCUUUCUCCUCUCCUGCUUUCUCCUCCUGUCAUGUCCUGGAUCAGUUCAUGCAGGUUCAUCUGAAGGCAACUGCUCAGCCAGUGGAGACCCGUGCCAGGAAGGAGUGGUACUGCCCGUGUGGAACCCUCAGAACCCCUCUGUGGGAGACAAAGUGGCACGAGCAAUUGUUUACUUUGUAGCACUCAUCUAUAUGUUCUUGGGCAUGAGCAUCAUAGCAGACAGAUUCAUGUCAUCUAUAGAGGUCAUCACUUCCCAGGAGAAGGAAAUCACUAUUAAGAGGCCAAAUGGCGAGACGACCACGGCUACGGUCAGAAUCUGGAAUGAGACUGUUUCUAAUCUCACUCUGAUGGCCUUAGGGUCCAGUGCCCCAGAGAUCCUGCUGUCUGUUAUUGAGGUGUGCGGUCAUGGUUUUGAGGCUGGAAAUCUAGGUCCCAGCACAAUCGUGGGCAGUGCUGCCUUCAACAUGUUCGUCAUCAUCGCCCUGUGUGUGUAUGUGGUUCCCGACGGUGAGACGCGCAAAAUCAAACACCUUCGGGUGUUCUUUGUCACGGCAGCUUGGAGUGUCUUCGCUUACAUUUGGCUGUACCUGAUUCUGAGCUUCUUUUCCCCUGGGGUGGUGGAGGUAUGGGAGGCAGUGCUGACCUUCCUGUUCUUCCCACUCUGUGUGGUCCAGGCCUGGGUGGCCGACCGCCGCCUCCUCUUCUACAAAUAUGUCCGUAAGCGUUACCGCGCUGACAAGCACCGCGGCAUCAUCAUUGAGACUGAAGGAGGGGCAGACGGAGGUAUUGAUGGAGGAGGUGGAGGUGCACUUGGUCCGGGGGGGUUCACCAAGAUGGAUAUGCUGGAGCUGGACGGGCAGAUGGCGUUGAACUGUCACAGCGGGUUGGAUGGAGGGAUAAUGGAGGAAGGAGGAGCUAAGGAUGAGGAGGACGAGGCCAGAAGGGACAUGGCGAGGACGCUGAAGGAUCUUAAGCAGAGGCACCCCGACAAAGACAUGGAGCAGCUGAUUGAGAUGGCCAAUUAUCAGGUCCUGAUGCAGCAGCAGAAGAGCAGAGCCUUCUAUCGUAUCCAGGCAACCAGGAUGAUGAUUGGGGCUGGAAACAUCCUCAAGAAGCAUGCUGCUGACCAGGCUCGCAAGGUGGUGAGCAGCAAUGAGACCCAGGCUCAGGAGGACGACCCUCACACCAUCAGGAUGGAUUUUGAACCUCCUUUGUACCAGUGCUUUGAAAACUGCGGCUCUUUGAAACUGACUGUCGCCAGACAUGGGGGAGACUCUGGAGUUACCGUGAAGGUGGAUUAUCGCACAGAGGACGGUACAGCAAACGCAGGUUCGGAUUAUGAGUUUGCUGAGGGAACACUGCUUUUCAAGCCAGGAGAGACCCUCAAAGAGAUCACAGUCGGUGUGAUUGAUGAUGACAUCUUUGAAGAGGAUGAGUAUUUCUAUGUCCACCUCAGUAACCCUCGCUUGGUUGGUUAUCCUGAGAUUGGAACCGCACCCAUGGAUGCCAGUGUCACACCAAAAGCUGUGCUGGGUGACAACCACACCGCCACAGUGACCAUCUAUGAUGACGAUCAUGCAGGUAUAUUUACCUUUGAGAUUGCCAGUCAAAAGGUGAGCGAGAGCAUAGGAGUGAUGGAGGUGAAGGUGCUCAGGACUUCGGGUGCUCGAGGCCUGGUAGCUGUCCCCUACAGGACUGUGGAUGGCACUGCUAAAGGAGGGGAGGACUACGAACUGGCAUCUGGCAAGCUGGAGUUUCAGAAUGACGAGACCAUGAAGAUCAUCGAGGUGAAGAUUAUUGAUGAUGAAGAGUAUGAGAAGAACAAGGCCUUCACCAUCGAGCUAGGGGAGCCUGUUCUGUUGGAGAUAGGGCAGAAACAUGGUGACUCCAAUGAGAACAAGCCCGUUGUUGGAGCAGAAGAGGAAGAGGUGGCCAAGAUGGGCUGUCCCAGUCUGGGUGAACACACACAAGUAGAGGUGGUCAUAGAAGAGUCCUACGAGUUUAAGAGAGCAGUAAAUGAGCUUCUUUGGCGUAAAAAGAAUACGGUAGAUAAGUUGAUCAAGAAGACAAACCUGGCCUUGGUGGUGGGAAGCAGCAGCUGGAGAGAGCAGUUUGUCAGUGCCGUUACUGUCAGCGCAGGAGAUGACGAUGAGGAGGAAAGUGGCGAGGAGAGGCUGCCUUCCUGUUUUGACUACAUCAUGCACUUCCUCACCGUCUUCUGGAAGGUUCUGUUCGCCUUUGUGCCGCCUACAGAGUACUGGAACGGCUGGGCCUGCUUCAUUGUCUCCAUAUCACUCAUUGGUGUCCUGACAGCCGUCACUGGUGAUCUGGCGUCACAUUUCGGCUGCACGAUAGGACUGAAGGACUCGGUGACAGCUGUGGUGUUUGUAGCGCUGGGGACAUCGGUGCCAGACACAUUUGCCAGCAAGGUUGCUGCAAUCCAGGACCAGUACGCCGACGCCUCCAUCGGAAACGUCACUGGCUCCAACGCCGUCAAUGUCUUCCUUGGCAUAGGAGUGGCAUGGACCAUCGCUGCCGUCGUCUGGCGCUCCAAGGGUAAGGAAUUCAGAGUGGACCCAGGUAACCUGGCCUUCUCUGUCACCCUCUUCACCAUCCUCGCCAUUUUCUGUGUUUUCGUACUGCUGUACCGGCGACGAGCAUCAGUGGCAGGCGGAGAGCUGGGCGGACCGCGGACUUGCAAGGUCAUAACAUCGCUGCUGUUCGUCUCCCUGUGGUUGCUUUACAUCAUGCUGGCUUCACUGGAGGCCUACUGCCAUAUACCAGGGUUUUAAAUGGAGAGGAGAGGAGAUGGAGAGAGACACUGCCAACAUGAUGAUAAAGAGAGAGAGGGAUAGAUGGAGGAAUUUUCAAAAAUAGAUGAGACAAGAAAAUACAGAAAGAUGAGGUGGACGGAAAUGGAUGAAUUUUUUUUUUUUCAGUUCUCUAUUUUUAAGUUAAAUAUUCCUGCA